AUGGAUCAUUACCACCCUCCUACCCAGGUCCCGGACCAGGUAGCGACACCUGGUUUCUCGUCGGGUGAAACCGACAGGAUGCUCGGUCCAUAUGUCGCACUGCAGAGCGACCUUGACGAGGCUUACAAGAAGUACCUCGAAUAUGCCGACGUCAUUGGUAGAGGCGACCGACUGGCACCUCUCGUGGGCGACUCGAUUCUCUACCCCGAAGUAGAAAGAACAGCCGCUAGAAUAUUCGGCGAGCCACGCCCACGCUUGGUUCAAGGCAACGUCCAAGUACCCACUGAAUGGACCGAUGUCCUUCGUGAAUCGCUAACUCCUGGGGAUUUCCAACGACAGGAAAACGGCAUGUUCCUGUGCCGCGUUCGGGGCAGUUUGAUUGAGGUUUCUGAUGCGAAUUACCUUGAGAUCCUCACCGGCGUCACAGAACGACUUUUGCAGCCACUCCAAAACUUGUCCGAUGAGCAGAAGGAGACUCGAGUACGCCUCAAACUGGGUGCCUACCUGCAUCAGACACACGACAACGCCCUCUCUAUCAGGAACAAUCAUGUGGUCGAAAACACGAAUGCCAAUCUCAAUUCCGAUGUCAAUGCCCGUACUGAACCGUCUAAUCUCACCUCAGAGAUGAACGUUAAUUCAAUCACUUCAUGGUUGCGCAACAUUGAUACUUCCGGUGAUGUAGGCGACGAUGCUGAAUCAUUUGGAUCCAACAUCCCUUGGCCGGCUCAAUCCGAGGAGGCAUCCCGUUCGGCUGAUACCGCUGCAGAACAAUAUGGAACGAGAUACCGAGGCGUAAAGAGACCCCGAACUGAUUGUUCUUCCAGCGAAUCUGAAAGUAAGCCAGGGGCCGGUACAAGAUACUCUCCAAGGGAAGAGGCCGGCGGGCCUGCAUUUAUGAAGUGUCUGGUCGACAAAGGAUCCACUGCCGCCGAAAUCGAAGAAGAAUACUUCAAGAUGUUCGAGGUUUCCCGGUCCGCGAGUGGUCUUUGCAAGAAAUUCGAGAUCAGAGGUACUUGGGGGAUGCUGAAAUCUCACCGAGAAGCCAAGAUGCAGAGGACUAUGUCGUCCUAG
Penicillium psychrosexuale is the source of this 1071-nucleotide messenger RNA. RefSeq lists its product as uncharacterized. The transcript has 3 exons. The coding region runs from base 1 to 1071 and encodes 356 amino acids. Lineage: Eukaryota; Fungi; Ascomycota; Eurotiomycetes; Eurotiales; Aspergillaceae. The record is from RefSeq and is a predicted model, not a curated record.